This is a messenger RNA of Nerophis lumbriciformis (worm pipefish), 1179 nucleotides long. The record is from RefSeq and is a predicted model, not a curated record. NCBI's taxonomy places the organism in Eukaryota, Metazoa, Chordata, Actinopteri, Syngnathiformes, Syngnathidae.
AUGGCGGCUGCAGCACGGCUUUUUCUUCGAAGUGUACACUCGAAACUUUCUGUGUCUGGCGUAUCCACCGUACCGCAGAACACUUUUGGACCUACGUUGCUAAAACUGUCAUCGAGCUGCAACCCCCACGGGAAAACGCAACGUAGACAUGCAGCACAUUUUACCUUCCAGCCUGACCUCGUCCCAACACAGUAUGGACCAACCGAGAAGAUGAAUUUGUUUCAGUCAAUUACAAGUGCCUUGGACAACACUCUUUCCAGUGACCCCACAGCAGUUAUCUUUGGGGAAGAUGUGGCCUUUGGAGGUGUAUUUCGAUGUACAGUGGGUCUAAGAGACAAAUAUGGGAAGGAUCGUGUCUUCAACACUCCACUUUGUGAGCAGGGGAUUGUGGGAUUUGGUAUUGGUGUAGCGGUUGCGGGAGCCACAGCUAUCGCUGAGAUCCAGUUUGCAGACUACAUCUUUCCUGCCUUUGACCAGAUUGUCAAUGAAGCUGCCAAGUACCGCUACCGCUCUGGCAACUUGUUUGAUUGUGGAAACCUCACGAUUCGUGCUCCCUGGGGAUGUGUUGGCCAUGGAUCCCUUUACCACUCCCAAAGCCCCGAGGCCUUCUUUGCCCAUUGCCCUGGCAUCAAGGUUGUAGUACCUCGUAGCCCUGUGCAGGCUAAGGGGCUGCUUCUCUCCUGCAUCGCUGAUAACAACCCCUGCAUUUUCUUUGAACCCAAGAUCCUUUACAGAGCAGCGGUGGAGCAGGUUCCCACAGAACCUUAUACCAUUCCACUAUCACAGGCUGAGGUUGUUGAGGAGGGAAGUGAUGUCACUUUGAUUGCCUGGGGGACACAGGUACACGUGAUAAAGGAAGUGGCCCAAAUGGCACAGGAAAAACUGGGUGUGUCCUGUGAGGUCAUUGACCUUCGCACUAUCCUGCCGUGGGAUGUUGAAACUGUUUGCAAGUCGGUGGUGAAAACUGGACGUUUGCUCAUAAGUCACGAGGCCCCUAUUACUGGAGGGUUUGCUGCUGAAAUCAGCUCUACAGUACAGGAGGAGUGUUUUCUUAAUUUGGAGGCUCCCAUUAGUAGAGUGUGUGGUUAUGACACCCCAUUUCCACAUAUUUUUGAGCCAUUCUACAUCCCAGAUAAGUGGAAGUGCUUUGAGGGAAUCAGGAAGAUGAUCAACUAUUAG